This is a messenger RNA of Brassica oleracea var. oleracea, 1017 nucleotides long. RefSeq names its product LOB domain-containing protein 13. The transcript has 3 exons. The coding region runs from base 120 to 926 and encodes 268 amino acids. NCBI's taxonomy places the organism in Eukaryota, Viridiplantae, Streptophyta, Magnoliopsida, Brassicales, Brassicaceae. The record is from RefSeq and is a predicted model, not a curated record.
CACCAUAAUGACUCACCUUUUUAUCAAGAAGCUCUAUUUCCUCCAUUUCUUCUCUUCUUUUUCACGUCUCCUCUUUCAUUGAUGCUCUCAGGAACAAGCUUGAUAACUAACAUCCUUGGAUGUCAAGAGACAGAGAAAGAUUUAGCGAGUACCACGAGAUCGUGAAGAAGGUAAAGAAAGAUCCAACCUUCGAAAAGACGACGGAUCAUGCUGUGAUGGGAAUCAGGAGACAUGUCGCGGUGCCUCCAGGGACAACGUUGAACACCGUGACUCCAUGCGCCGCUUGUAAGCUCCUCCGCCGUCGUUGCGCGGAGGAGUGUCCUUUCUCGCCAUACUUCUCGCCUCACGAACCUCACAAGUUCGCCGCCGUUCAUAAAGUCUUCGGCGCCAGUAACGUCUCCAAAAUGCUUUUGGAAGUUGGAGAAAGUCAGAGAGGAGACGCAGCAAACAGUUUAGUCUACGAAGCCAACUUAAGACUGAGAGAUCCAAUAUACGGUUGCAUGGGCGCAAUCUCCGCUCUUCAGCACCACAUUCAAUCUCUCCAAUCGGAACUCACCACCGUUCGUACAGAAAUUCUCCGCCACAAAUACCGAGAAGCCGCCACAAUCACGUCCUUACAAAACAACAACAACAACAACUUCAACAAUACUACAACAUCAGUGUCUGAUCAUGCUUCUCUCGCUGCGUCCAUUCUGCUCCCACCUCCACCGCCACCGCCUCCUCCUCCACGACCACCAAGGCUGUUCUCUUCUCAGCCAGCUCCACCGCCUACGCCACCGGCUUCUUUACCGUCUCCGUCGAUGGUGGUGUCUUCUUCGUCUUCUAAUUCAUCUGCUACCAAUUCUAUAUAUAAUCAUCCUCCGUCUUCGACGGCUGGAUACAGUAAUUCUCUGUCCAGUGAUAACAAUGUUCAUUACUUCGAUUAAAUCAGAAUUGUGUUCUUGAUUCUGCUUUCUUGAAUGCUAUUGUUUUACCCCUUAUAAGCUAGACGCUUGAAUGUUGGUCCAUGCUGAGGAU